AACCUUGAAAAAACCUGGUUAAAACCACUUCCUAUAUUUGAGACAAGAGAAGAGACUGUUAGGCACAAUUUCCUGGCUGAAUAAAGCUUUUAGAAAGCAAGUCCUGAGUAUCACAGAGACUGGAGGGGCCAGCGGGGACGACACCCCGGAUGGAUGGAUCGUUUCAUCCCGUCCUUCCAGCACAAUGCUAACAAGAGGCUGACAGGAAACCCAGCACUCUGAAGAGAAAGACCUUCUCUUCACUGCCCCUGAGGAGGCAGCCUAUCCCAGGUGCCUGGAAGAUGGAGCCGAGCUUACUGAUGUGGAGAUUCUUCACUCUCUUUUUGGUAACUGACUGCCUGGAAGAGUUUUGUAUUUCUAAACCACCGAAGCUCAGACAUGCCACUUUCAAAGCCCUCACGUACAAAAUGGGCACCCUCGUCAACUGUGAAUGCAAGAAAGGCUUCCGCAGAAUGAAGAGAGGGUCGCUUUUUCUGCAGUGUAUGGGAAACUCUAGCCACUCUUCCUGGAAAAACCAGUGUCAGUGCAAAAGCACUUCCUCUACAGACAAAGGAAAACAAGUAACUCCUAAACCUGAAGAACAGAAGGAAAGAAACACCACAGACAUGCAAAGCCAAAUGCAGCCCACGGACCAAGUUCCCUUUCUAGGUCACUGCAGGGAGCCUCCACCGUGGGAACAUGAAGCUUCGGAGAGAAUUUACCAUUUCAUGGUGGGGCAGACAAUUCACUACGAGUGCGUCCAGGGGUUCAGGGCCCUCCAGGGAGGUCCUGCCAAGAGCAUCUGCAAAAUGAUCUGUGGGAAGGUGGAGUGGACACAGCCCCAGCUCAAGUGCAUAAAUGAAAGUCAGUUCCCAGGUGACCAAGAGCCUCAAGCAAGCAUGGAUACUCCUUCUGGGAGUGAAACUUCCUGUCCCUUAACAACAACAGGCACUACUACAGAUUUUCAAAAACAUACAGAAGUGGCUACGACCAUGGAGCCAGUCAUAUUCACCAUUGAGUAUCAGAUGACAGUGGCCUUCUGCGUUCUCCUGCUGAUCAGUGUCCUCCUUCUGAGUGGGCUCUCCUGGCAGCGGAGAUGGAGGAAGAGUAGAAGAACAAUCUAGAAAGCCAAGAAUGGCAAGAAGCCAAGAACAGCCCAAAGAAGUCAUGAAGCAGCAGCAAAAUCAAAGAAGUUAAACACUCACCCAAAUGGCAUUUCGUGUGACACCCUUGGGUUUUGGAAAGCUCUGAAGUCACAUCACAGAACACCAGGCAACUGCAGCCCGCUCUGUAGAAUCAAUGCGUGAGCGCAACCUACUUCUAAGUAGCAAUUCCAAGGUCACUGGAAGAACAAGGAGGAACAAUCAGAAUUCUCAGUCUUAUUUUCGUGUACCUGUGUUUAUUAAAGCUUGACCAACAAGGAACUCUCUCCACACCCUAUAGACUAUAAAGAAAAUAACUGAAUGUUAAUUUCAUCCCAACUCCCCGGUUUAGAAAUCCUAAAGAAACCCCACUACUAAGGUAAACAGACUGCCUCUCUCUCUCUCUCUCUCUCUCUCUCUCUCUCCCCAUCCCUCUCCUUCUCCUGUGUGAUGGGACCUUGUACCUUGAUCCACACAGAUCCUAUCCCAGACUCUGGUAGACUCCCCCAUUCUCCUGGUCGUGUUCCUUAAUGAAUGCCCUCUGAGAAUUCUAGACGGGUAAUUUAAAGGGAUCUUUCUGUCCUUAGCUCAGUCCUCUAAACUAGCCCCAUUCCACUGAACCUUAAAUUUUGAAUUUCUAAAGAACGGAGGCCACGGCAGAAUUAUGUUUGGAUGACACCCAAACAGGGCAACCAAACCCUUGGAAUUGUAGAGCUUCAAUAUUUGAAUGGAUUUUACUGAAUUUAAUGUCGGGAAAAGAAGGAUAAACUAUCGUAGGUCCCAGGUAACGAAUUACACCUAUGAAAAAGCUUCACUUACCCAUUACUACAUAACAGGCUCUUUAAGAGUUAGUUUCUUUGCAGUUGCUGUAAAUGAUACUCUGAACUUAGCUUGCAUGUAUUUGAUGUUUAUAGACAGAUACAUGAUGUGCAAAUUUGUACAUUUCCAAGUAAGUGUCAUAAAAACACCAGUAAGGGAUCAACGCAUUCAAUGUUUAUGGAAAGGAAAGAAAGAAGAAAGCGAGGAGAGUAUGCUGACCAGCUGUAACCAGGGAAAAGAUCCCACCAGUGGUCCUCACACUUAGCAAAAUGUUUAACAAAUCAGAAUCACCUGGAGGCCUCGUUAAAACACAUGUGGCUGGACCCAUCUCCAGAGUUUCUGAGUCAGCAGGUCUGGGCUGGGCCUGAGAAUUUAUGUCUCUGACAAGUUUAGGUGAUGCUGAUGGUUCUGGUCCCAGUAACAUACUUUGAGAACCACUGCGUUAUACUUCUCCAUUCCCACCGACCCUCAAGUCCUACUGGAAAACUCAGCUUGAGUGCUGGGAUUUCAAUGAAGGUUCUUGUACAGCCUCUAGCAGAAGAUCUCUGUUCUCAAAUCAGCUGACUCAGACAUCCCAGUUGAACAAAACCACAUGACGAGGAUAUUAAUGAAAAGUUUAAACCAGCAGCCAGUUUUCAUUUCUGAAAGGACAGGAAAGUGUUAUGAAAAAAAUGGGCAGGUGUCAGCAGGUUCAUAUCCAGAUUAAAGAACCAUUUUCUGUCCUUUCUACGGCCAACCAAGUAAAAUCCAGAUUCCAUUGUCAACAGCCCCCGACAACCUGCCCCAACUGUAUGUUUUCCAGUUAAAGAAAAGUUGAGAGGAAUCUCAGACCAGAAAAAAACUUUUUCAAAAACCUCACUUGAGUAAAACGGAAUUGAAUUAUCAUUACUCAUUUUGGGGGAGGAAGGACUAUGACAUCAAUCUUGUUUUAAUAGGAUGUUUAUUUACCUUUUUCACUCUCAUUCUUUUACAAGUGUAUGGUGUUUUCCAGAA
Messenger RNA from Rhinolophus ferrumequinum (greater horseshoe bat), 2933 nucleotides. RefSeq names its product interleukin 2 receptor subunit alpha (gene IL2RA). The record is from RefSeq and is a predicted model, not a curated record. Gene Ontology annotation, molecular function: interleukin-2 binding; interleukin-2 receptor activity. Gene Ontology annotation, biological process: inflammatory response. NCBI's taxonomy places the organism in Eukaryota, Metazoa, Chordata, Mammalia, Chiroptera, Rhinolophidae. The coding region runs from base 282 to 1103 and encodes 273 amino acids. The transcript is spliced from 8 exons.